Molecule: messenger RNA, 661 nt
Organism: Sinocyclocheilus grahami
Lineage: Eukaryota; Metazoa; Chordata; Actinopteri; Cypriniformes; Cyprinidae
Product: cullin-9-like
Exons: 1
Coding region: 54-641 (195 amino acids)
Source: RefSeq, a predicted model, not a curated record
CAGGCAAGCUGCUUUUCUCUCUGGUGAAGCGUUACUUGUGCGUCACUUCAUUGAUGGACAAGCUGAACACGGCAGGGGUGGAGUCCACCUCUGAGCGUCAGGAUGUUGGCCCCUCCUCCUCCACAGCAGCUUGCCAAUCAGAGCACGCUCGUGUGCAGCGGGAGUUCGAGUUCACCAUGGCCAUGGCCAACCUCAUCUCAGAGCUGGUGCGCGUCAUGGGCUGGGACCGCAACCGGCAGCUGCCCCUGACCUCCACAAGCCCAAGCAUAGGGGUUGUGGAAAUAAAUAACGAAAUCCAGAAACACACCGUCCGCUCCAUCUUUCAGCCGCGCUUCUCAGCUUCGUCUUCCUUCAUGGCCACUACAGCAAUGGCUGCGGUCACGCCACCAAAGAAGAAGAAAACGGCAAACGGUUUCAAGACGCGUUCUGACUUCACUUCUCGUUCAGCUUAUGUGGAGUAUGUGCAGGACAACCUGAAGAGUGGCAUGAUGGUCCGUAUGCUGGAGGACUAUGAGGAGGUCAGCGCCGGGGAUGAAGGAGAGUUUCGUUACAGUAACGACGGCUCGCCGCCGGUGCAGGUUAGUGCUGUGUGCAUUCAUGGAGCUCAGUACCAAACACUUUAUAUGCUGCUCUCAUUUUAGGGCUGCACGAUAAAUCGAAA